Molecule: messenger RNA, 528 nt
Organism: Paramecium octaurelia
Lineage: Eukaryota; Ciliophora; Oligohymenophorea; Peniculida; Parameciidae
Source: the annotation of a GenBank genome assembly
AUGAUGAAUUCAACCUUGUUCAGCAAACCUAAAUAGAGAUAGAUUUAUUUAAUUUAUGCAUCUCGCAAUUAUACUUAAUCAAAGACUACUCCUCGGACUACCCACCUCAAAUUACCUAAUUGUUCUCCUCAGUCUAGAAUUAAUGAUAACAAAUUAAAAAAAAAAAAUAGCAUUGUUACCCCAAGAAUAUAAAGAUCGCAAUAACAAAGUCCAGUUGUUCGAUAACAAAUUCGAAUUAGAGAUUCAAGUGAAAGCAUUAUGAAGGAGUUAGAACUAUCAGGGAAUGAAGAUUUAAAGGAUAUAAACAAGAGCUUACUUUUGACUUCUUAGGAGAUCAAUAAGAAAAUGCAAUUUAGUAUAGAAUCAUAUCUGAACAACACUCUUAAAUAAAAGAAAAUCAAUCAUAACCUUAAUAAUAUGAUUGAGUUUGAUUUGACAUAAGACAAUGCUUCUUUUCACUCAUUUGAAUUCUCGAGAAGUCGCAGAGAAACCCCUCUUCAACCCAUCAAAGUCUACCAUAAAAAGUGA